Messenger RNA from Lentinula edodes (shiitake mushroom), 1963 nucleotides. RefSeq lists its product as uncharacterized. The transcript has 10 exons. Lineage: Eukaryota; Fungi; Basidiomycota; Agaricomycetes; Agaricales; Omphalotaceae. The coding region runs from base 123 to 1787 and encodes 554 amino acids. The record is from RefSeq and is a predicted model, not a curated record.
UCGUUUUUUGAUCCUCAGAGCUGGUCUCCUCGUUACUUCCACAUUCCUCCUCAAAAACGAACUUCGGUGCUGAGCGCCCUCACACUCUUGUCUCUUCUUUAUCUCCGCUGGCGCGCUUAGCAAUGCUUCAUUCGAAUUCUGUCCUCAUCACUUUUCUCGCUGCAGGAACCGCUUCUGUGUUCGGAGCGCCUGUUCGCGAGGGCUUCGCAAAUUCUCUCGCAACCCAGAACCCAAGUUUCCCUUUGAGUUUUCCUCUACCUUCUCCACAACAUAGCCGAUCUGGCUAUCAAAAUCUCGGACGUCGUGCAGGAGUAACGAAUCCACAGCACCUGGUAUAUAUCAAAUUUAUCGAGCAGAACCAGAACUGUCUCGCCCAUAUUGGAGAAUUAUGGGACUGUAAAGCCGACGUGAUCAUGUUGCAUGCAAAGCCCAAUGAUCCAGUGCUUCAGGGCAAGAUCAGGAAUUGGGCAACAAGAAUACAACAAAGCAUAGAAGCGUCCAAGCCAGGCUGUGCGGGCAGCGGCGGCCAAAGCAAUCAGAACAUGGAACAGAUGUUAAAAGGAAUAAAGGACAAGGACGACCAAAAAAUGGGUGAAUUCGUCUGGGAACAUAAGGAAUACCUCGACAUACCAGUUGCGGAUAUCAUUCGCACCAUCAAGGAAAUUCCCAAUGGCCCCAGUGUAAUGUUGCUCCAUCAAUGGGCAGAGGACGUACAAGAACGAAUGAAUGAGUCUGGCAAACAAAAACCUCCCAGCUUCGGCGGGGGCGAGGACGUUCCAGUGGAAAAGUUGCUGGAAGGAAUCAUAAAUCCUUCUCACCGAGAAAAGAUCGCAUUUGUCAAGGAUCCGAACAAUUGGAAGUUUCUCAACAGCGAAGAACGGGGGAAGUUCUUGAUCAACGUCUGCACUAUCAAGAACAACAAUAAUCCAUAUUUCGCGUCCAUGCUCGAUUUUUCUGUGAUUAUAAUAAACAACAGGAUGUUUGGGCCUGACAAACAACAACCUCGUGCGGCGCCUGGACAUCCUACCUCACGAGGACUUACUGGUGAACACAACACAGAAUCUGGGGUUCCUCAAAUUUCUGUCAGAGAUCAAGGUCAACGAGAGUCCAUCGAACGUCGUACUAACUCGCAGAGCGCACAAGGAACAGGCACAGAAGGAUCCACUGGCCAGGGAAGCGAGGAUCCGAAAGUUGAGGAGUUGUUGAAUGGAAUCACAGACGAAGCCACGCGAAAAAAGAUCGAACUCGUUAAGGAUCCGGAAAACUGGAAGCAUCUGACUGUGCAAGAAAAGUCGAAAUUCGUGAUCAAUGUCUCCUUCUUAGAGAAUUACCCCAGCAAUGCACAUGUUCCGCCUCUGAUCGACAUUUAUGUCGGAUUCGUACAGGAAAGGUCGUUGAGUGAUUUGUUGAAGGGCAUAGCGAAUGACACUCUCCGGAAAAAAAUUGAAUUUGUGAAGGACGCGGAAAAUUGGAAAUCGCUUACCCAGGACGAACAAUCGAAAUUUCUGCUGAACGUUUCCGCUAUAAAGGAACACCCACUCAACCCACGAUUUCCCCACUUGCUCGACUUUUCCGUGCAAAAAAUAGAACAAAAAACGGGAAAGUUGAUAUCUGCGUAUAAGGCGAACGAACAACAACCUCGUGGAGCGCUUGGGUAUCAUAACGCACGCGGCAUUGGUGGGGAACGCGACGCAGGUUUUAAGAUUCGACAAGUUCGACAAGGUCUCGCCGGAGGGAAUUCGGACGGCACAUAUCGUCGUCGCGCCUACGGAUAUGACUUGGAUUGAUAGAGAUUUUUACAAUGAUUAUUUAAUGUCCAUUGUAUGUAAUCUGUUCCUUCUAUGCACUUUAGAUGCGGUUAGUAUGCUUGCCGAUAUGCUCGCCAAGUUAAGUGGCUUUCAGCGAAAGCGAAAAGGGUAAUUAGAACGAGUACGUUGAGAUUUAUGCGUACGUCUCAACAUUU